GGGCGGGCCGGAAGGAGCCCGAUCCUCCGCCAUGCAGCACAGCGCGGCGCCCGCCGUGCUGGUCACCACCAGGCAAAUUCAGAAUGCACACACUGGGCUGGAUUUAUCAGUGCCGGAAUACCAGGAGGUCCGUGGGAAGAUGAUGUCUGGCCACGUGGAGUACCACAUUGUCGUCGUUACCCGACUGGCUGCCUUCAAGUCAGCAAAGCACAAACCUGAGGAUGUUGUUCAAUUUAUGGUGUCCAAGAAGUACAGCGAGAUAGAGGAGCUCUACCACAGGCUGUCAGCACGGUAUCCACAUGCUUCUCUUCCACUCUUGCCUAGAAAAGUUCUCUUUGUGGGAGAAUCUGACAUCUAUGAACGAAGAGCAAUGUUCAAUGAUAUCAUGAAAUUCAUCUCAAAAGAUGAGGAUCUAGCAACGAGUCCUGAGUUACUGGAAUUUUUAGGAACAAAAUCUACUGGUGUCAUUGACUACAAGGGUAAAAAUGUUCCUGACGACAAAGAGAAAGAAGAUGAAGAAAAUGAUGCAUUGGAUUUUUUUAAAGAAGAGAAGACACCUGACUUGAUUUCAAAGCUUGCAACACUGGAGAAUGCCAAGAAAGAUGAGAAAAAGGAAGAGGAAGAGGAGGAAGAAGAUUUAGACCCUCUUGGUAUAAUCAGAACUAAAAAAGCAAAGAAGGCAUCUGCUCCUCCAGCCAAGGAAGAGAAGCACAAAUUAAUCAUUUUCGAAGAGGAAGUAGACCCAAAUGAGGGAUUGUUUGGCCCAGAGAAAGAUUUCUCAUCACUUGGUCCCAAGAAGAAGAUGAAAGAGAAUGUGAAAUUAUUUGAAGAUCUAGACCUUGGUGGAGUGGUGAGAUUGGGUGAUUCACUGCUGCUGCCAGCUGCCUGUGAGAAAAGGGAGCACAUUCCAAACACAGGUCCUGAGGAGGACACUGAGGAACUGCUAAGAGUUGAAGAUGAUUUAGAAAAACUCUUGAAUUUAACCUCCAAACCCAAACCUAAGGUACCACCAAAACCACCAUUGCCUCAGAAGACAGCAGUUUUGCCCAGGAACACAAAUUCAUCUCCACUGGCAAAGCCAAAGCAAGACAAAAUUCAGACAAUGAAUGAAGUGGACAUUCUCCAGUAUAUCCAGGAAAAUGAAUCCAUCAAUGACCAAGAUACAAGUCUUUUCUAAACAGAUCUAUUUUUAAUAUGUGAUCAAUACCUUCUUGGCCCAAAUUCCUUGUGAGCUCAAAUGACACUAUCUGGAAUUGGCCGGAUCUCCUUAUUGCCACUGUGCUCUUUUGUGUACCACGAUUCAGAGAGCACCAAAUUUGGCUAUCAAAGGCUCAACGUCAUGUUUUCAAAACAGUGCAGUUGUAGUGCAGUGUUGCCUUAGACUUUCAGGGCUUUAGAAAGUAUGGACAAGGGCACAGCACUAUAGAUUAUGCCACUGCUAUUUUAGUAUCAGCAUAAUAAAUUUUGUUCAAUUUAAUCCAGACUACGUAAUUGUAUUGCACAAAUGGCAAGUUGGCAAGUAUGAACAAUAUCCAACAAAUGGUCAGGGAGGACAGGAUGCUUUUCCUGUCAUUUUAGGCAUUUCAGCUCACUGGAAAGGUAAUGUUGAUUUUUUCCUGUGCAUUUUUAUAGCAGCCUUCUCAUCUGGCAUUACAGUAAUUUAUAGCCAGUAACUGUUAAGCAUGGUUAGCAGUUUCUCUCUAGUUCAGAGAAAUACUGAAAUCCCAGCUAAACCUGACUGUUCUGCUGCCUUUGUUGCAUAAAUGCCAGCUUAGAGGAGAACUUAUAGAAUGGCACAGUAGACACUAUGCAUCUCUGGCCCCUGGGGGAGAUAACAAAUGGCUGAAGAUGGCUAAGGGUGCAGCUCCAAACGUACACAUAAGUUGCAGCAUGUAGGAGAUUUGAAUGCUGUGAGACUCUUCUGAACCUACACAAGAUACACAAGGGCUAUUUUUUUUUUUUUUUUCUAGACAUGUCUUCCUGGAUUUCUGCUGUACUUAGCAAAAGGAAAGAGAUUUCUGCAGGAGUUGAUUCAGUGCAGGUGUCCUAAUAGAUGAACUCUGACUUGGUGUCUGCAGUAACUCUCUCUCUUUUCCUUCCCUUCUCCCAUGAGUUCAAGCAGAAUCCAUGGUGAUUAAUUCCACUACAUUAGAAUUAUUAAAUAUUUCAUACAUCAUUAAAUAUUUCAUCAACAGCGCUAUGUUCCUUACUGUGACAAUCUUUGUAAAGGGAGGACAAACUUGGGAUUAUCCAAAAUAAAAACAUAGGAAGAAAAUGUACCAGAGAAAAUUUAAUGUGCAGGAAAAGUAAGAAAAGCGUGUUAGAAUAGGAGUUCCAUACUACUCUUCCCCACCUCAAGCACUCUGGUUGAAUGGCUGAAUUUACACCUAUUGUGGGUUGAUAUGUUGUCAGGUGGAGAUUCCUGAACUCAUUCCACAUGCUUCAUAUCCGAAUGUGAAGGCAAAGUGCCCAGAGGGAAAAUGUUAAUAUAUUUAAGCCACAUCACUAUCCCCAAAUUUGCCUUUAUAAUAUAGAACAAAAUGAAUAGAAAGCAUUAUAUAUAUAUAUAAAAUAAAUAAAAUUAUCUUUUUUAUUAUUUCUUUUUUUUUAAGCCAAUGGAAAAUAUUAUAAUAGUAUUUUAGUGAUGGAACAAGUACAGUGUAACCAUUGCCUAUGUAAAAUAUGUUUCAGUACAAUAAAAAAAAUCUGCUAACCUGCA
Molecule: messenger RNA, 2719 nt
Organism: Centrocercus urophasianus (Greater sage-grouse)
Lineage: Eukaryota; Metazoa; Chordata; Aves; Galliformes; Phasianidae
Gene: HS1BP3
Product: HCLS1 binding protein 3
Exons: 7
Coding region: 32-1177 (381 amino acids)
Molecular function (GO): phosphatidylinositol binding
Source: RefSeq, a predicted model, not a curated record